Molecule: messenger RNA, 1334 nt
Organism: Rana temporaria (common frog)
Lineage: Eukaryota; Metazoa; Chordata; Amphibia; Anura; Ranidae
Gene: PEX10
Product: peroxisomal biogenesis factor 10
Exons: 6
Coding region: 135-1112 (325 amino acids)
Biological process (GO): protein import into peroxisome matrix
Cellular component (GO): peroxisomal membrane
Molecular function (GO): zinc ion binding
Source: RefSeq, a predicted model, not a curated record
ACUGACGUACGGAAGCCCCGCCUCCUACGCCGGCGCACGCAGUGUACACCCGGAAGUGGGAUAGGAAGCUGCUUGUUGUGAUUGUUUGGCUAGCUCGGGAAGUCGGGCCGAGGCUGUGGGGCAGCUCCGCUGAUAUGCCUUUUAUCGCAGCAAACCAGCCUGAGCUGAUCCGGAGCUGCCAGAAAGAUGUGCAGUUCCAGGGCUGUCUGAAGGGCCAGGCUCAUGAGGCCUGUCAGGCUUUUACCGGUGCCAAAAAAUGGCUGCAGUGGAGGAAAGAGAUCGAGCUGCUGUGUGAUCUCACCUACUACACUCUCACCACCUUUUCAGGUUACCAAACCUUGGGAGAAGAAUAUGUUAAUAUUGUCCAGGUGGAUUAUUCAAAGAGGAAGGUUCCAUCCAUUCUGCAGCGCUCUCUACUCAUCUGCUGCCACACCUUGUUACCUUAUUUCCUGGAUAAAGAACUCGCUCGCCUAGAACAAGAGCUCCAGAUAGAGAUUGAUGGAGUCCGGGUUUCACACAGCUUGUCUUCCGGUAGUCACCACCGCUCAUGGAUGUGGAAGUGGAUGCACAGAAAGAUCGCUUCUCUCCCAGAGCAACAGAAAAAGACUCUGGUCAAAACGGUGUAUGUCAUCAGGCAGAGUAUCACCUUUCUUAGAAGGUUGCAUCUGGCCAUGUUCUAUUGGAAUGGAAUAUUCUACCACAUUGCCAAACGCAUCACUGGCAUCACCUAUCUGCGUGUCCGUGGAUCACUUAGAGAUGAUAAUAUUGUGCGUCGGGGUUACAGUCUCCUUGGUGCAGUGUCGCUGGUUCAUCUUAUGUUGCUGCUGUAUGUCCAGCUAAAUAAUUUUCAGCAAAAGCAGGAAGCCCAGCAGAAAUUCAAGCUACACCGCAGAAUGUCCUACCAGAGGGCUCCUCCACAUGAGAAAUCCUACCAGCGACCCUCUAAGUGCACGUUGUGUUUAGAACACCGUAAGCACACUACAGCCACGCCAUGUGGUCACCUCUUCUGCUGGGAGUGCAUCACCGAAUGGUGUAACACCAAGGCUGAAUGCCCACUGUGCCGAGAAAAAUUCAAUCCACAGAGGCUGGUGUACCUGCGGCACUACCGAUGACUUGGUGACCGUUUUCUUCAGACCAAGGGCUCCACAAGGUGUCUUUACAAGCAGCCGCUGCACCUCUCAUACAGCUGAAGUGUUCUAACUGGAGAAGUGAGACUCCAGGCCAAACUAACUUUGAUGUUUACACAAUGUAUGCAGCCAAACCUUUGUAUUUACAAGCUGUACCAUGUGCCGUGUGUAUACUGAAGUGACCGAUGCCUCAUCCAGUGCACACUA